GACUACUACCACAGACAAAACAUGUGACACUGUGAGCGCGUGAAAAGGCAGAGCGAUAACGCGACAACAGUAAAACAACGAAUUUUAUUCCGGAAACUGCUGCUUUAGUAGAAUCCUUGUACUCUGAGUUAGAGGAAGAUCUUGACACACCCAGCUGUUCAAGUGCUGCAACUCUCUCGAACCCUCGUGAUUUUAUUCACAGCCAGUUUCGUGUUAUCCGACAGAAACUCGUUUUGAUGGAAAUAUAACUCGAAUGAAAAAUAAACAACAUGAACGUGUCUUAAUUUAUUUUGAAAUGAUUUAAUUGAAGUUAUGUUAGACGCUGUAGUCAGGCAAAACAUUAAUUGUUACCUUUAAAACCAUAGCUAUUUAUUAGAAACUAUGUAUAAAUGUUGUUAUCGUCAGUAAGAACUGCAAGAUGCUAGAAGAACCAUAUGUUUUGAAAACGAUCGUCUCUUCUUUGCACCGUAACAUUUUCAUACCUCCGUAGAAAGAACAAAACAGAUGUUUCGCUGUUGGAUAAUUUGUGUUUUGUGAAUUUCGUGAGUUUCGUCUGUUUAAGUGUAUCUGAGUGUUCUACAAAGAAAGAAAAACAUCAUUCUAUCUCAGAUUAUAUCUGAGAAUAUCAAUGUUUUAUUUAUAUAGGUUGUUUAUUUCACGACGCCGUCAAUAACUCAAACGAUAUAGGGCCAAGAGAACAUGAAACAAUCUGAAGUAACUAUACAUUAUAAGCAACAGAAGAUUAACCAGACAACAAUGAAGUAUUCAUGGAUGACAGUGGAAUUAAUUUCUCUUUUCCUGGCCCUCAUUUCAGCAAGAGCUCGAGGCUUGCGGCUGGUGAGCCUGAAAGUUCCUGCAACGGCCGAUAUCUUUCAGCCGGUGACUCUGAUCUGUGAGUACGAGCUGGAGAGCAGGAACUUGUACUCUGUCAAGUGGUACAAGGACGAAUGCGAGUUCUUCAGGUACAUGCCCGACUAUGACCCACAGAGUCAGGCAUUCCCCACGCCUGGCAUCACACUCGACUUGCAGAAUUCCGACAUGAAUAUGGUGACCUUGAUCAAUCUUCAGUUCAACACAAGCGGAAAUUAUAAAUGCGAGGUUUCUACAGAGGCGCCGAAUUUUGAAACUGUGGCUCAAAACUCCAACAUGACCAUUAUGG
Molecule: messenger RNA, 1159 nt
Organism: Cryptotermes secundus
Lineage: Eukaryota; Metazoa; Arthropoda; Insecta; Blattodea; Kalotermitidae
Exons: 3
Source: RefSeq, a predicted model, not a curated record